Molecule: messenger RNA, 1937 nt
Organism: Homo sapiens (human)
Lineage: Eukaryota; Metazoa; Chordata; Mammalia; Primates; Hominidae
Gene: COQ4
Product: coenzyme Q4
Exons: 5
Coding region: 21-581 (186 amino acids)
Biological process (GO): ubiquinone biosynthetic process
Cellular component (GO): mitochondrial inner membrane; extrinsic component of mitochondrial inner membrane
Molecular function (GO): carboxy-lyase activity; zinc ion binding; 4-hydroxy-3-methoxy-5-polyprenylbenzoate decarboxylase activity
Source: RefSeq, a predicted model, not a curated record
CUCCGCGGACGCCCGCUGCCAUGGCGACUCUGCUGCGCCCUGUCCUCCGUCGGCUCUGCGGGCUCCCGGGCCUACAGCGGCCUGCGGCAGAAAUGCCCCUCCGGGCUAGGAGCGACGGCGCCGGCCCGCUAUACUCGCACCACCUCCCCACCUCCCCGCUGCAGAAAGGGCUGUUGGCCGCCGGCUCCGCGGCGAUGGCGCUCUAUAACCCCUACCGCCACGACAUGGUCGCAGUUCUAGGGGAGACCACAGGACACCGCACCCUGAAGGUCCUCAGGGACCAGAUGAGGAGGGAUCCAGAGGGUGCCCAGAUCCUGCAGGAGCGUCCCCGGAUUUCGACAUCCACCCUCGACCUGGGCAAGCUCCAGAGCCUGCCGGAAGGCUCCCUCGGUCGCGAGUAUCUCCGUUUCCUGGAUGUGAACGGACAUUGCUUUCCCUACGGUAUGGCAGGUGUGGCACUCUCCAGCCCCUCCAGCCCCAGGCAGGGAGGACAAGGAGAGGGGGAAAGGGGGUGUCCCGACUAUUGGCAAACUCAUUCACUAACUGAGGCUCUGCUAUGUGCCAUCCCUUUUUUUUUUUGAGUCGCUCUGUCGCCCAGGCUAGAGUGCAGUGGUGCGAUCUCUGCUCACUGCAAGCUCCGCCUCCCAGGUACACGCCAUUCUCCUGCCUCAGCCUCCCGAGUAGCUGGGACUACAGGCGCCCGCCACGACGCCCGGCUAAUUUUUUGUAUUUUUUAGUAGAGACGGGGUUUCACCGUGCUAGCCAGGAUGGUCUCGAUCUCCUGACCACGUGAUCCGCCCGCAUCAGCCUCCCAAAGUGCUGGGAUUACAGGCGUGAGCCACAGCGCCCGGCCCAUCCUUUUUGUUUUGUUUUGUUUUGAGACAGGGUCCCGCUCUGCCACCCAGGCUGGAGUGCAGUGGCGCCGUCUCGGCUCACUGCAACUCAGCUUCCUGGGUUCAAGCGAUUCUCCUGCCUCAACCCCCCACGUAGCUGGGACUACAGGUGCACACCACAACGCCCAGCUAAUUUUUGUACUUUUAGUAGAGAGGGGUUUUACCAUAUUAACCAGGCUGGUCUUGAACUCCUGACCUCAAGUGAUCCACCUGCCUCAGCCUCCCAAAAUGCUGGGACUACAGGUGUGAGCCACCGUGCCCAGCCCAACCAUUGUUUUGUGUACAGGGGAUAUAAUGGUGAACUAGACAGCCAAGUUCCCUGCCCUCAUUUCUAUUCUACUUCGAGAGGUAGACAAUAAAAUAGUUUUUAAAAAUUUUCAGGGAAGGCACAGUGGCUCACAUCUGUAAUCCCAGCACUUUGGGAGGCUGGCGGGAGGACCACCUAAGGUCAGGAGUUUGAGACCAGUCUGACCAACAUGGUGGAAACCUGUCUCUACUAAAAAUACAAAAAUUAGCUAGGUGUGAUGGUGUGCGCCUGUAAUCCCAGCUACUCGGGAGGCUGAGGCAGGAGAAUUGAUUGAACCCGGGAGGCACAGGUUGCAGUGAGCUGAGAUCACACCACUGCACUCCAGCCUGGGCGACAGAGUGAGACUCUGUCUCCAACAAAACAAAACAAAAAAAUUCAUAUAAAAAUACAGGUAAAAUGUUUCAAGUAAUUAGAAUAUUCUGGCACUGGUCCAUGCGUGUUGGCUCAUGCCUGUAAUCCUAAUACUUUGGGGGGCUGAAGUGGGCGGAUCACUUGAGCCCAGGAGUUUGAGACCAGCCUGGACAACAUGGUGAAACCCUGUCUCUGCAAAAAAUGCAAAAAUUAGCCAAGUGUGGUGGUGUAUACCCAUAGUCCCAGCUACCUGGGAGGGAGUUUGAGGUAGGAGGAUCAGUUGAGCCCAGGAGGUCGAGGGCGGUGAGCCGUAAUCACACCACUACACUCCAGCUUGGACAACAGAGCAAGACUCUGUCUCAAAAAUAAAAAAAAGUAUACCAGCA